GUUUGUCCACGCCUCCAUCCUUCCUCCUCCUCCUCCUCCUCCUCAGUGUUGGUUUACAUCUGACAGCAAGUGAAGUUUCCCCUCUUUAAAAUCGGCUUCAUUUCGACGCAUCUCUCUCUCUCUCUCCUCGCAAGUUUUUGAUCCUAUGAUGUGGAUUAAGGAGUAAAUAACCAUGGUGGUGAAUUCGGUGCACUGGUUUCGCAAAGGUCUGCGUCUGCACGAUAAUCCGGCGUUGCAGGAGGCCCUGAACGGAGCGGACACGGUGCGCUGUGUUUAUAUCCUGGACCCGUGGUUUGCCGGAGCUGCUAACGUGGGAAUAAACCGAUGGAGGUUUCUGCUGGAGGCUCUGGAGGACCUGGACAGCAGUCUGAAGAAGCUAAACUCCAGAUUGUUUGUAGUCAGAGGGCAGCCAACUGAUGUUUUCCCGAGGCUUUUAAAGGAGUGGAAAGUGACCAGGCUGACGUUUGAAUAUGACCCAGAGCCUUAUGGGAAGGAGAGGGAUGGAGCCAUCAUCAAGAUGGCACAGGAGUUUGGAGUGGAGACCAUUGUCAGAAACUCACACACCCUCUACAACCUGGAUAGGGUAAUAGAGAUGAACAACAAUAGUCCUCCUCUGACCUUUAAGCGGUUUCAGACCAUUGUGAGCAGGCUGGAGUUACCCAGGAGACCCCUGCCGCCCAUCACCCAGCAGCAGAUGGACAAAUGUCGUACUAAAAUAGCUGACAAUCAUGACCAGCUAUACAGUAUACCUUCGCUGGAAGAACUAGGUUUCAGGACGGAGGGUUUACCUCCAGCUAUUUGGCGGGGAGGAGAGUCAGAGGCCUUGGACAGACUCAAUAAACACCUCGACAAAAAGGUGUGGGUGGCCAACUUUGAGCAUCCUCGGGUCAACACAUGCUCUCUGUAUGCCAGUCCCACUGGCCUCAGCCCCUAUCUGCGCUUCGGCUGUCUGUCCUGUAGGGUUUUGUACUACAACCUCAGAGAGCUCUAUAUGAAGCUUCGCAAGCGUUGCAGUCCUCCCCUGUCCCUGUUUGGCCAGUUGUUAUGGCGGGAGUUCUUCUACACAGCUGCCACCAACAACCCAAACUUUGACCGCAUGGAGGGAAAUCCCAUCUGUGUCCAGAUUCCAUGGGACCAGAACCCAGAGGCUUUGGCCAAGUGGGCUGAGGGUCGGACUGGUUUUCCCUGGAUUGACGCCAUCAUGACCCAGCUGAGACAAGAGGGUUGGAUCCACCACCUGGCCCGGCAUGCCGUGGCCUGUUUCCUCACCAGAGGAGACCUGUGGAUCAGCUGGGAGAGCGGCAUGAAGGUGUUUGAGGAGCUGCUGCUGGAUGCAGAUUGGAGUGUGAAUGCCGGCAGCUGGAUGUGGCUGUCCUGUAGUGCCUUCUUCCAGCAGUUCUUCCACUGCUACUGUCCUGUCGGCUUUGGAAGGAGAACUGACCCCUCAGGAGACUACAUCAGGCGCUACAUCCCCAUCUUGAAGGAUUACCCAAACCGCUACAUCUAUGAGCCGUGGAACGCCCCAGAGUCGGUCCAGAAAGCAGCCAACUGUGUGGUGGGAGUGGAUUACCCCAAACCUAUGAUAAACCAUGCAGAGGGCAGCAGGCUCAACAUCGAGAGAAUGAAACAAGUUUACCAGCAACUCUCACAUUACAGAGGACUCAGUCUGCUAGCAUCAGUACCAACGAUCCAAGAGGAGGCAGAGCCACCCAUGACUGAUGAGUCCCAGACUAGCAGUGGCCCUGACUCUCCUCCCAGAGGUCCUGCCGACAGUGAAGAAGCUGGCUGCUCUACAGCUCCUGAUUCGUCCACAGUCUGUGCAACCUCCACCUAUUUCUCACAUCCAGACCCUGAGGACGCAGUAGACGGAUACGAAUCCCAAACACCUUGCAAUCCCUCUGGCUUACACACACAGCCCUCUGCAGCCAUAACAUCUACAUCUGCCUGCCAUCCUUCAUCCACAGCAGUUCCUCCCACCCAGAGCCCUCUCUCAAGGUCCAAACCUUCUUCGCCUUCCUCUUCAUGUCACAGCUCAUCCCCGUCUCCCAGUCCAGCCACACCUUCAUCUCAGACCUCUUCAUUGGGUCCGAGGAGGAAAGGCAUCACGCGCAAGAUGCGGCGCAGCCAGAGGCAACGUGGGCGACAGAGCUGCACUCCAACAACCAAGGAGGGAGACAGGAGGUCAGAGGAGGAGGAGAGGGAGGAAGCAGGGGAGGAGAGGAUGGAGGAGGACGCUGUGCAGGAUGAGGAGAGAAUGGAGGAGGAGACUUUUGGGGAGGCCGCAGGACAUCAGCAAUGAUACAAGGUGGGGGGAAAAACAGUCCUCAAACAUCUGUCUCAGACAACUGGAUCAUGAAGACAUUGGAGAGACGGGGUUCUGGAUAUGUGGACAAAAUAAAAAAUUAAUACGCAUGCAUACAACACAAAUGGAAGCAGUACAAAAGCAUUUUACUCACUCAAUCAUUAAAAACAUGGAAAUAGGACAGGGUAGCACCUUUUUAAAAGCUAAAUUAAUUAAUUAGAGCAGAACCAGUCCAAAAUUACUGUAAAUUAUCCAAAAAUAAUGCUUAUUUUAAGAAAUGGAGGAGGUCAUAACCCCUUCAAAUAUUAAAGAUGAGUAAUCUUCUCUUGUACAUUUCCAUCUCUGCAGCACACACACAGCUAAUAAGGAGCAACAUGAUGUACACACAAUGUCCACACUGAACCCAUACAACAUAGUGUGGCCGUCAGCAGUAGCACCUCUUUGCUUGUCCUCUUGCUUUUAUGAAUGUCCUAAACAAGGUGGUGCAGCAGGCUGAAGGUCACCUGUCAUGUCUCUACAUCAGACUCUCUGUGCUCCGUUCUGGAAAAGAAAAGUAACUCCGAGUCAUUUGAUAAAGCAGUGUAUUUUGACAUUUUGCAGGAAUGAUUUUGCAUAACUGUGGUUUAUGAGAUUUAAUAAGUUGUGGGUGACAGCAGAGUCCCAGAAUAAUGAUCUAAACCAGAUUAUUCUGGGUCCUAACCAGGCCAAAAACUAUCCUUAUUUAGAGGCUGACAGGAACACUAUUAGAGCUUCAGACAGAUUUAUUGACCUUUACUGAAAUGUUUUAAACUUCACUUUAUGUUGUAGCUACCUUUUUAAAUGUACAGCUGUGGGUGUUUUGGGCCUGCUUUUUUGUUGUUGUUGUUUUUUUUUAAAGCCACUUUUGACUCAAGGGGAAUAGAGAAGCUAUUUCUGUUCAAGCAUCCCUAAUGAUUUUGUUCAGGACAUUCUCCUGACCUUACACACAUGAAAACAAAACAAAAUACAAAGCAACAUCAUGGAAACUCAUUACAUUUUGAUAUGUAAUUGCCAGAUGUGAAUUUGCUAGCAUGUUAAUUAGUGAAAGGGAACAUUACAUUUUUAUAGUCCACCUCAACAAAUCAUGAAUUCCUGUCUGUUUUAGGAGGGUCACACAUCUAUGAAGGCUUAGCACAUUUCUAACUCAGACGAUGUAAAUUAAGAGGCAAAGGCAAGACCUUAACACAAGUUUUUGGAUUUGCCAUAUUUUUCUUUGACAAUUGAAAAUACUGCUUGUGUUGAAUGAAUGUAGAGAAAAAACAUCCAUGUUGUUCUCCCCAUGCACAGUAUUUAUCAGUUUGUAUAUAAACUGUGAAAGACCAUAACCUGUCUGUUUUACUAAUGGUCUGUUUAAGGGGGGUUCACAAUGGUUCGUAUCUGGUUUCUGCCUCAAUGUUUCUUACCAAAAGCAUCCACUUGAGGGGAGUAUACGCAACAAAUUCUGCACAUGGUCAGUGAACUAUUGAGAUUUAUCAGUUCUAAGUGGUAAAUUUAUUGAGGUUACACUUAAAGAAAUUUUAGUCUGAUGACUAUUUCCUGGAUUAAUCAACUAAAAACUGUUCCGUAAAAUCAUUUCUCAGUCUCUCAGAGAAAUGCCGAAAAGCUAGAACCACCCUACAUGUUUGCCAUUUUUUCUUGAUAAAACCAAAACGGUUAUUUAAUUAUGAAAAUGGCUACAGAUUUUCUACCAAUCAACUAGGUGAACAAUUGACUAAUUGUUUCAGCAGUUGAUUAAAUAGACCAAUUGUUUCAGAAAUGUGUCUAUUUAAUUUUCCUCAAAGCCUCUUGAGACAAAUUGUGUUUUGUGACACCCAUUUUUUCUAGUUCAGUAAACUUGACACAAUAUUGUCGAAAUCCUACAAUCUUUUUGUCUGGUUACAUUAGUAAAUAACUAUUGUGACAGAAAAUUGACAGUAAAUAAUCAGGUUUAAUGAACUGUACUUUUUACAAAAAAGAAAUUGUCACCACAUUGCAUAAACAUUGGCCAUUUUUUUUUCCAACUUCAACCCUGUGCAGAAAAAUCGGGCCAGACUAGCAGUUUGACUUUGUGAAACCCCCUCAGUGUUUCCUGGGUGGGUCAAAACUUUCCCCAGAGAGGUAUAAAGAUUCACAGCCUGUGCAGGUGUAAUACUGUUGGUGUUUAAGAUGAGUGGGAACUGUAAAGUUUGAAUACCAGAAAGUAAAAGGACAGAUCAACCAGUGGAAGCAUCAGUUCAGCUGACCACAGAUCAGAAUGGCCCACAGUUCCCAUUUAUCCUGAACACAGCACAAGCCCUGAUCAGAUGCUUGUGUUUUGCUGUACAUUCCAACUAACAACAGUAUGAUGCUCUGCAGGGCCAAAGAUCUGUCUGAUAACUAUGGGCUACAUGGAUAUUUAUUUGUUUUGUAUUGUACAAAAAGAGUUUAUUUUCAUUAAAAUUGCUGAAAGAAUUGUGAUUGAA
This is a messenger RNA of Larimichthys crocea (large yellow croaker), 4761 nucleotides long. RefSeq names its product cryptochrome-2. Lineage: Eukaryota; Metazoa; Chordata; Actinopteri; Sciaenidae. The coding region runs from base 173 to 2299 and encodes 708 amino acids. Gene Ontology annotation, biological process: negative regulation of DNA-templated transcription; circadian regulation of gene expression; entrainment of circadian clock by photoperiod. The record is from RefSeq and is a predicted model, not a curated record. Gene Ontology annotation, cellular component: cytoplasm; nucleus. Gene Ontology annotation, molecular function: FAD binding; DNA binding. The transcript is spliced from 13 exons.